AUCCCCAACAAGAAAAUAUCAUUUAGGGGCCCAACAUCCCUCUUUAUAUUAGGACACUGCUCUACUUGGAAAAAGGUACGACUUCCAUUAUCCAUAUCAGAUCUGUUCAUAGAGAGAGAGAGAGAGAGUAUGGAGCUGGUGUUGAUCCCAUGGCCGGUAAUGGGGCACGUGCAAAUCGUGGAGUUUGCGAAGCUCAUCAUCCACCGUCAAAACCUUCUUCCUUCCGGUAAAACUCUCUCGGUCACAGUCCUCCUCAUGAAGCUGCCCGACUACAUCGACACCGUCAGCAGCUCCUACGCCGACACGCUCUCCUCCUCCUCCGCCGCCGUCGCCGUCAACUUCGUCCACCUCCCCGCCACCGAGCCGACCCCGGAGUGGAGCACCAGAACUCGAGGAUACUUCGUCCACAACCUCGUCGUCAGCCAGAAACCAAACGUGGAGGCCUUCCUCCGCUCGCGCCGCCCUAACAUCGCCGCCGUGGUGGCCGACAUGCUGUGCACCUCCAUGAUCGGCGUGGCAGCGGAGCUCGGCAUCCCGGCCUACGUAUUCUUCACUUCCCCGGCGAGCUUCCUCGGCGCCAUGCUGCAUUUCCAGACCCUCCACGACGAGCAAAACGACGACGUCUGCGCGCUGGGGAGCUCGCCCUCGGAGCUGACGAUCCCGAGCUUCGGCGUCGCCGUCGCGCCUGACGUUCUGUCUCAGGUGCUGGUGGAGAAGAGGCAGUGGCAGGAUAGGUUCCUUCACUACGCUCGUGAUUACAGAAAGGCUAGAGGGAUCAUUGUCAACACUUUUGCAGAGCUUGAAUCCCAUGCAUUGGGAUCGUUUGUGGUGGAUUCCGCAUACGGCGCUGCGCCGGUGCCGCCGGUUUACUCCGUCGGCCCGAUUCUGAACCGGGGGCCGUCGAGAGACGCCCCCGAGAUCAUGCGGUGGUUGAACGAGCAGCUUUGUGGUUCAGUAGUGUUGUUGUGUUUUGGUAGUCAGGGGAGUUUGAGUGAGGAUCAAAUACACGAGGUGGCGGUGGGGCUCGAGCGGAGCGGCCGGCGUUUCCUCUGGUCACUCCGGCGGCAGCCACCGAGCACCGAGAAGGCGAGGUUCCCGGGAGAAUACGAGAGCUAUAGGGAAGUCCUGCCGGAGGGGUUCCUCGAGAGGACUAGUGGAGUGGGUAAGGUGGUGGGGUGGAUACCGCAGCUGGAAGUCCUGUCGCAUCCGGCGGUGGGCGGGUUCGUGUCGCACUGCGGGUGGAACUCGGUGCUCGAGAGCCUCUGGUGCGGCGUGCCGGUGGCGACGUGGCCUUUGCACUCGGAGCAGCAGAUGAACGCGUUCCAGCUGGUGAGGGAGUUGGGGCUGGCGGUGGAGAUCACGCUGAGCUACUGCGAGUGGAGAGGCGACGGGGUGGUGGCGGCGGCGGAGGUGGAGAGGGGGGUCAGGGAGGUGAUGGAGAGUGGGGGUGAGGUGAGGGAGAGAGUGAGAGAGAUGAAGGAGAAGAGUAGGAUGAGUGUGGUUGAAGGUGGAUCUUCUUAUGCUUCUUUCAAGAGAUUGAUUGAUGAUAUGAUGGCCUAAUCAAUUCAUUACUAAUUCUACAAUUAUUGAUUUAUAAUAAAUGUAACAGAAACUUUUGAGCCAGAAUGCAACAUAUUUUGCUGAGAUGAAAAAAAGGGAGUUGAAGCAAAAAUCAAACACAAACUUUGCAAUUGAUUCAAAUGAACAUAAACAACAAAUAUAAACUAAAUAGAAGGGCAAAGUUUCACAAGCAUAUACAGUUUCAACUAUGAAGUUCUAAACUAAUGAAUGGCUUUCAAAAAGCAAAAAAUCAAAAACAAACGAUGAAACGAAAUACAGCAACAGCUUAUCAAGUCGACAAGAAAAAGAAUAGUUUACACAAGUUGAGCAGUAUGCAGAUUGCACCAACCAAAGGAAUAACUUACAAGUCAUGGUGCAUCGCUUUUGGCGUUGAUUUUGGCGUCGCUUUUGAGAUCAGUUUCGUAGUAUUCCUCCUCAUCGUUGAGAUCUUCAUCGUCGUAGUAGUACUCAUCAUCGUCAUCAUCUCCAUACUCGUCCUCCUCCUCGCUGCUCGUAUUAUAAUCCUUUGCCGGUUGUCCCCUUAGACUCUCUUGAAUGCGAUCUCUAAUGGCCGUCCCC
This is a messenger RNA of Salvia miltiorrhiza (redroot sage), 2139 nucleotides long. RefSeq names its product anthocyanidin 3-O-glucosyltransferase 2-like. The annotation marks the transcript as partial. Gene Ontology annotation, molecular function: UDP-glycosyltransferase activity. NCBI's taxonomy places the organism in Eukaryota, Viridiplantae, Streptophyta, Magnoliopsida, Lamiales, Lamiaceae. The transcript is spliced from 2 exons. The record is from RefSeq and is a predicted model, not a curated record.